CUUUCGCCAUGUAUUAUGAAUGAAUCAGCUGAAUCCAACUUGACCGACUUGCAGCUCAAGCCCCUUGAAUUCGUGGGAGGAGUAGAGGCCACCUCGACGCUCAAAAGUGCUUCCACUUCGCGCGCCAAAAUCUUCCACGUUACCACCCACAAGUCACAAGCUCCAAGACAGCUGGGGAAGAAACCCCGGAGCAAGGUCGAGGUCUCUGGAAUCUUCGCCACCUUCGCCGGUACCCUUGUUGUCCACGUGACACCGAGUUCGUGGCCCAAAUUGGAGGUGACGUGGCCUCGUGACAGCCGCCCUUUCUGUCUACGUCCUCUUCUCCUCCCCCUCUAUAAAUCUCGCCACCUACAAACGCCUUCGACCCAACUCGACCCAAGAUCUCGAGAUCUCAAAACAGCAUCUUUGAUUCCUCCACUUUCUUUUGUUCUCGCUGCUCUUUUUGCUAUCGUAUACUCCUUCUGUGCUCUUAAAGGCUCGAGGAUGGCCGCUUCAGCGACACUUCACUCCUACAUGGGAGGCCUCAUGCCACGUGUUGGCUCGAGGAGCGGCUCUACGGGCCUUCGUUCCACUUAUUUGCUGCCACGUCAGCAUCCCAUGCGCAUUCGCUGCCAAGCUGAGGAUCAGCGACAGCCGGCUCAGAUCCCUACUUCAAAGCCCAAAGCCAAGGAGAGCACAAAAUUUUCAGACGUACUAGCAUUCAGCGGGCCGGCACCGGAGAGGAUCAAUGGAAGGUUAGCAAUGGUUGGUUUCGUCUCAGCCUUGGCGGUCGAGUUGGUGAGGGGCGACGAUCUUGCAGCGCAGCUAAUGAAUGGUGGGUUGCCAUGGUUUGCGGCCACUGCAGUCCUGUGGUCAGUGGCUUCUCUGGUGCCGCUGUUCAAGGGUGUGAGCGUGCAAUCUAAGUCUGAUGGCCUAAUGACAGCUGAUGCAGAGCUGUGGAAUGGCCGGUUCGCCAUGAUGGGGUUGGUGGCGCUGGCUUUCACUGAAUACUUGAAGGGAGGCCCUCUUGUGUAAAGGACUUCUCAUUGGUUCAUGAUUACUUCUUUGGUAUUAUAUUCAGAAAUGCAAGCAAUAUAUGAAUAUAAGUUAGCAUGGUAGAUUUCAAUUGUUUACACUGGGACAAAAUGAGCUUUUGUAAUGAUUCCUUAUUCCUCUUGAAGUGGUUGGGAUGCCACAAUUGCUGGUUCACUUCAAUGGUUAAGACCACAAGCCUGGGAGGAUUAGUAACAAAUGUUGAUAGGGCUUUGAUACUACUAUAAACUUCCAAAGCAAUUAAAUACUUUUCUUUAAA
Phoenix dactylifera (date palm) is the source of this 1291-nucleotide messenger RNA. Its product is annotated as early light-induced protein 1, chloroplastic-like. Lineage: Eukaryota; Viridiplantae; Streptophyta; Magnoliopsida; Arecales; Arecaceae. The record is from RefSeq and is a predicted model, not a curated record.